AUGACUGGAAGAGACAAGGGUUGUUCUUCCUGUUGUCCCGAUAAUAAUACCGAUGUCUGUGGAGCUUCUCUGCCCAAGGUCAUAGUGCCCGAGGUCAUGCUGCUUGCAGGGCCAGGCCCAGGGCCUGCCAUUCCAGAAUUCCGUGCUCCAUCCUUCCCCAAAAUGCCUGCGUUUCUGCUGUGGCUCCUGAUGGAGUUCUGGAUCCUGGAAGUUCCAGAUAAGGUCCUGGCAGAUCUGGUAUCUCCUGAGGCCUCUCCCCGUGGCCUGCAGAUGGCCGUCUUCUCAUUAAGGAUCAAGAAUGAAAGAUUGUGGAGGCCUUCCUUAAGGCUUCCCACAUCUCAAUGGACUCCUGAAUAUAACAAACCCUAUACCUUAACAGUGGAUGUGAAGAGGGAGAUCCCUCCAUGCCUAAAGACACAGGAGAGCCUGAAAGGGACUCUCAUGCAUCCAGGCCCACUGGUGGCCAGAAGGAUUCCUGCAGGAGUUGAAAGGAUUAAUGGUAAAGUGUGUGAUGAUUCUCAGAAACAAGAGAAGGACAUGAAUAGUAACCAACAAGAGCAGGAAAAACAUGUUGCUGUGAGGAAAAAAUGCAAAAGCCAGCAGGCUGGCCCUUCAUACAUGCGAAAUUGUGUUAAAGAGAACCAGGGAGUAUCAGGAUUGAGGCCACACCUAGAAACACCAAAUGAUGAAGAUAUGAUCUUUCUUCUCUUUCAUCUGGUCUUCUUUGGGGAUUCUGAUACUGCAACUUUGGAUGAGGAUAAAGAAGUCACUGUAAGACAUUCUCAGGGAAUACUGAAUGCUCAAAGUAGAACUCAUAGUGCACGAUCCCAAAAGUGGCCUCGCACUGAGACCGAAUCAGUCUCAGAACUGUUAAUGGAAAGAACCUGUUUUCGUGGCAGUUCAUUAAGGAAACUUCCAUGCAGAAAGAGGUUUGUAAAAAAGAAUUCCUCACAGAGGACACAGAAACAAAAAAAGGAGAUAUUAAUGCAAAAGAAGAAAGGAGAAGUGCCAGCUCGAAGAAAAUAUGCACCGCUCCUGAGUUACAGUAGUUCCAGUGAGAGUGAGCUCAGGAGAGAAUCCUUUCCCCGCCAAUCACCAGCAGGAGAGGAAGAUGUGUUUGUUUCUGCCACUGAAAACCACCAAAACAAUCCACCUCUUCCUUCAGGACAUAUGGAUGAAAUCAAGGAAGAUGUAGUGGUUUUAGAAGCUUCCUCCACUCACCAGGUCGCAGACUAUGCAGAAAUUGAUGUGACCUUGACUGACAGUGAAGUGGAGACGGUGGCAGUUGGAGAAAGCGAUCAGUCGUGUUCAACCCUUGGACACUCCAGAUCUCCCUGGAGCCAAAGUCCAAGCCGCCAUACAAAUCGGUCACAGGAGCCAAGCACCCGCAGCAGGAUUUCUGCUGUGAUGCAGCCUUUGAGACAGAAUGCAGGAGAAGUUGCGGACCUCACUCUUGGUGAAGAAGAUGACUCGAGGAGAUCUGCAUCUAGUGCUGUCACAGAAACAGGCCCUCUGGCAAUUCCAAGGUCCCCUUCCUGCCACCCCCAGCACUCGCCCUGUGUAGGGUUAGCCCAGAACCACCAUGCAUUAGGACACCGGCACACACACUGCUCUCUGCAGCAGGGCCACCAUUUCCACCAUCAUACCCACCCACGUCACACUCCCGCAACUGCUGCUCCCACUUCUGCCCCAUAGAGUGACCCUCCCCACCCUGUGGAAAGGCCUCUGCAGGCACAGCCACCUUGGGGAGCAAACAGCAGUCCUGGUACAAGCUACCAAGACCAGCAGGCAUUAUCAGUAGACCUGAGCAACAGUGGCAUUGGAAGUCAUGGAAGUUUCCAUGGAGCAUCUACAUUUGACCCCUGCUGCUGUGUUUCUUCUUCGGGAGCCACAAUCUUUGGCUAUCAGACUGCUGCUGCUCGAAGUCAGCCCUUAUCGAUAGGUGGUUGUGGAUCAUGCAGGGUCACAAAAUCUCAGCCUCAGUGCCCACCACAAGCCUUACUCUCAUCCUGUCGAGACUAUAUGCCACAUCCUUAUGCUUCUUUGACAAGACCACUUCAUCACCAAGCCUCUGCCUGCCCACACUCUCAUGGAAAUCCCCCUACUCAGACUCAGCCUCAACCUCAACUGGAUUAUUUUAUUCAUCAUCCUGUUCAUGCCUUCCAUUCUAAAAUACCUUCUCAUGCAAUAUUUCACCCUGUGGCAUCCCCACCCCCUACUCAUUUAGCCAGAGCAGCCGCACCAAUCACACCAAUCUCGCAGCAUCUUCCUCCCACACACCAGCCAAUUUCACAUCAUAUUCCAGCCGCUGCACCUCCAGCACACAGAGUUCAUCCUCACGACGUGAUGGAGAGGAUGGAAGUUCAAAGGAGGAGGAAGAUGCAGCAUCCAACAUGGGCAUAUGAGUGUCCCCCACCUCACCCACACAGGAUACACCCGUACAGCAGACAUGGGCAUCAUAUUCAUGUGCCUCAGACUAUGUCCUCACAUCCUCGGCAGGCCCCAGAGAGAUCUGCCCGGGACCUGGGAACUGAAGCUGGAGUGACUGCAGGUACUUGUGAAGCUGGAGCAUUGCCUCAAUUGGCUCAUUACCAUGAACCACCUCGAGUUCAUCUCUUACUAUUAAGAGCUCUUCCUUUAAUGGAACUGAUACAUUUUGAAGAAAGAUUAGAAAAUGUCCACAGUGGAACAUCCCAGGAGACAAUUGACAGAUGUACAUAUCGGCAUAAAUACCGAAAGAGGGAACUGCACUGCCAACAAGAUGGCGAAGAACAGACUAAGGAAGACCCCGAGGAAAAAUGUACCAUCUGCCUGUGUAUUUUAGAGGAAGGUGAAGAUGUGAGGCAUCUUCCUUGUAUGCACAUUUUUCACCAAGUGUGUGUGUACCAAUGGUUGAUUACCAGUAAGAAGUGCCCCAUAUACAGAGUGGACAUUGAAGCCCAGCUGCCAUGUGAAACUUUACACCUUAUUUCGGAACUGUUGCCCUCCCUGUCAUUCCCGCCCUCCUGGCACUGCAGUCAACCAAAGAUGGCAAGAGUCGUCUGUGUAGAUGUGGAAGCCUUAAGCUCAGACCUCUUGCCCUGCUAUAUCGUACAACUAAUUCUGGACCUAGAGUUUGUGUGUACAGUUGAUUCUGAUAUAUUCACUAAAGCUUCUAUUUUCUAG
Manis pentadactyla (Chinese pangolin) is the source of this 3165-nucleotide messenger RNA. Its product is annotated as E3 ubiquitin-protein ligase Arkadia-like. Gene Ontology annotation, biological process: ubiquitin-dependent protein catabolic process. Gene Ontology annotation, molecular function: ubiquitin protein ligase activity. The record is from RefSeq and is a predicted model, not a curated record. Lineage: Eukaryota; Metazoa; Chordata; Mammalia; Pholidota; Manidae.